UCACCCCGCGCCUCUCUCCUGCCCGCUUUUGUCUCCCACAGGCUGUUGCACUUGCUGCUUCUCUGCCUCCAAGCCCAGGUAAGGAGCGCUGCGCAGAGGCGGGGGCCGGGCGCGGGGGACCCAGCUGACACUGUCGGGCAGGGACACGAGGACCGACCCUUCGGCCAGCGCAGCAGGGCUGGAAAGAACCUUACCAACCCAGCCCCAAACUACCCCGAGGAGGGAUCUAAGGAACAGAGAGACAGUGUCCUGCCUAAAGUCACACAGCGAGUAACUGUUCAGUCCUCACCUAAUUUUACACAGCAUGUGAGGGAGCAGAGCCUGGUGACGGAUCAACUCAGCCGCCGCCUCAUCCGGACCUACCAGCUCUACAGCCGCACCAGCGGGAAGCACGUGCAGGUCCUGGCCAACAAGCGCAUCAACGCCAUGGCAGAAGACGGAGACCCGUUCGCAAAGCUCAUUGUGGAGACGGACACUUUUGGAAGUAGAGUUCGAGUCCGUGGAGCAGAGACAGGUCUCUACAUCUGCAUGAACAAGAAGGGGAAGCUAAUUGCCAAGAGCAACGGCAAAGGCAAGGACUGCGUGUUCACCGAGAUCGUGCUGGAGAACAACUACACGGCGCUGCAGAACGCCAAGUACGAGGGCUGGUACAUGGCCUUUACCCGCAAGGGCCGGCCCCGCAAGGGCUCCAAGACGCGCCAGCACCAGCGCGAGGUGCACUUCAUGAAGCGCCUGCCGCGGGGCCACCACACCACCGAGCAGAGUCUGCGCUUCGAGUUCCUCAACUACCCGCCCUUCACGCGCAGCCUGCGGGGCAGCCAGAGGACUUGGGCCCCGGAGCCCCGAUAGGCACCCUCCCGGCCCCUCCCUGCUCCGCCGGCCGCGGACUCCAGCGAGAGAUCAACCGGCCGGCGCCACUGCGAAGGGGAGGAGCUGGGGAGCUGCCUUCUAGUUGUGGAUAUUGUUUGCUGUUGGGUUUUGUUUUCGUUUUUUAACAAAAGAGAGGUUCUAUUUUUGUAUUC
Molecule: messenger RNA, 1022 nt
Organism: Cricetulus griseus (Chinese hamster)
Lineage: Eukaryota; Metazoa; Chordata; Mammalia; Rodentia; Cricetidae
Source: RefSeq, a predicted model, not a curated record